CAGCCUGAGCGCGGCGCCGCCGCUGCCUUCUCCUCCUACGGCUCACCACAUCCGAUCGGAGCGAGAAAAGAGGCCGGGCUCAGCAUUCACGUUUUCCUCCCCCUCCUCCUCGCCUCUCUGUUCUCCCUCCUCAAGGCUUUGUCCAGCCCCUUGUGAAGAUGGCGGGGCUGAGCAGCAGGACUAGCGUGGCAGAGGCGCCGAGAAGCAGCCGCCGAGGGGUCGUGAUUUCAGAUGAUUGGCCAGGAUAUAGCUUGGAUCUAUUUGCGUAUCCACAGCAUUACUGUGGAGAUCUUGAUUAUGUGCUCAUUCCCCAUGGGAUCAUUGUUGACAGGAUAGAACGUUUGGCCAAAGAUAUCAUGCAAGACAUUGGAUACAAUGACAUCGUGGUUCUCUGUGUACUUAAAGGUGGCUACAAAUUCUGUGCUGAUCUUGUGGAGCAUAUUAAGAACCUCAGUAGAAACUCAGAAAGAUUCAUCUCCAUGAAAGUUGACUUUGUUAGAGUGAAGAGUUAUCAGAAUGACCAAUCUAUGGAAGAUACUCGGAUCAUAGGAGGAGAUGACUUUUCAAAACUGGCUGGAAAGAAUGUGCUUAUUGUGGAGGAUAUCAUUGGAACUGGAAGGACUAUGAAAGCACUCCUUGACAGUAUUAAAAAAUAUAAACCCAGCAUGGUUAAGGUAGCAAGCUUGUUGGUGAAAAGAACAGCUCUACCAGAUGGAUUCAGGCCUGACUAUUAUGGAUUCGAAAUUCCAGAUUUAUUUGUGGUGGGUUAUGCCUUAGACUACAAUGAGUACUUCAGAGACCUAAAUCACUUAUGUGUUAUCAAUAACCACGGCAAAGCAAAAUACAGAGUCUAAAGAAUAACUAAUCAUCUUUGUCUGGAACAUUGGUAGUCCUCAUGAUCAUCUCCAUAAGAACAGACCAACUCAUCUCAUUCAGACUGGACUAUAUAUGGCAACAUCCCCGGGAAUGAUCACCUUGGACUUUGACACAGUUGAACUCCUUUAUUUCCUUCAGACUUCCUAGGGUAACCAGGAUGAGUCAAAGGCAGACAUAAUACAGUAUUCUACUUCCAUAAGAAUAGAAAUUAGAGGUGAAAGGAAACUUGGUUUUUAAUUUUUUGCACCCAGCUUUGCCCAACCUUAUCAUGCCAGAUUUGUUGGAGUUAAACUCCCAUUGUUUUUAACCAUCAAGCUUCCUUACCCUGUUUAACAAGUGCCUUUAAAAAUGUGUAUUAAACACAACUGCACAAUGAUCAGUGGGUUCUGUGGGGCUAUUAUAACAAUUAUUACAUUUUAAUGGUGCAGUUUGUUAGCUCUUAUUUUUUUCAGGCAGUGUUGUAGUGCCUUUACUAAAGUUCUUUUUUAAAGUUUUUAAUGCAUAAUUGUUACCAUCUCCUUUUUAUGAUUCAAUCAUUGUUGAGAUAUUUAUUCUCACCCAUUAUUUAAAACUCAAAGGAUCAAAGACCUCAAACUAAAUGACUUUUUCUUAACUCAAUAUCUCCUUAUAGAACCCCUGAGAUAAAUUAGGCAGGUCAAAAAUAGCUUUAGCCAAUGUUUGAGUUCAUAGAAAAAAACAGACUGCAUUGUGAUUUAAACACUGGGUUUUGUACAUCAUUGCUUUGUUUCAGUAUUAUGUGUUCACACAUAAUACUAAACACAUAGUAUUAUGUGUGAACCAUCUCACUAUAACAUGUUCAGCAAAACAUAGUUUUAAAUCAUACCAUGGCAUGCAGGCAGUGAGGAGGUGCCAUAAUUAAGCAAACAAUUAUCAUCUUAUUCAAAGUCCAGUAUUAUGUACACUAUAACCCUCUAGUAUGCUUCAAAAUUAAUUUAGGAUUUGAAAUGAUUGUAGUCCUAGUCUUACAUUCUUACCCAGAGGAAUUCAGAAGAUGGCAAUUUGUCAUCUUUUAUUUGUUUCAGCAGCUUCUUGCUUUCUAAGGUUGAUGGGAAUUGAAAUCCAGUAUCUGGAGGGUAGGGACAAUUGCCUACGCUUCAUCUGAUCUUAGUGUCAUGCUGUCUUUGUUCAUUUCUUUGUCUUCUGCUUCUUACAUCUCCACAAAAUUUGUUUCAAUUCCACUUUCUUUGUUUAGAGCUACAACUCCAGGGAUACAAAUACUAAUUUGGAAUCAUUGGAAUAAUAUAAGCAAGUGUAUUAGCACAGUAGAUCAUGGAAAACAGAAUUUGCAUACAAUAAAUGUUAAAAUUCAUUGCAUUGUUACUGCUUUUGUAAAAUAUAUCCGCAGUGGCUAAUUAUGUAUUGAGUUUUUCCCAAAUAAGCAUUGUCCAGAUAUAUUGGGACUACAAAUCCCAGAAUUCAUCUCAGGAAUUCUAAGAACCAGGCUCUGGCAAUUGGCUGGGAGUUCCAAUAUGGGCAUCCCAUUCUGGAAGGGGCUGGUAGAUUAGGAGAAGAUCCUAUCUCCACUCUAUUUAACACAUUGGUCCUUUUUAUCCAGUUUGUUCUUAAUUUUGUUCUUUAACAUUUAAUGUUCAAUGUUUUAUGCUUUUGACCUUCUAAUUGUUUUAUAUUGCUAUUAUGAUACUGUAAACUGCCCAAAAGUCACUUGAGAGUCAGAUGGGCAGCAUAUAGUUUUAAUAAAUAAAUAAUCAUGCUAACACAUCUAGAGAUGUAAGAUUAGGGAAAACCAAUGUAUUGAAUCCUCAGCUAUCCUAUAAUAAUCAUUGAAGUCAUCUUUGAAUUCUGGUCCAGAUUAUUUAAUUUAUAACCUUAAUUUAGGUUAUAGUUCAAAGCAUCCCAAUCAAUUUAUUUUUUUUAUUUAUUUUUUUAUUUGAUUUAUAUGCCGCCCUUCUCCGGAGACUCAGGGCGGCUUACAAUGCGUUAAGCAAUAGCCUUCAUACUUUUGUAUAUUUAUACAAAGUCAGCUUAUUGCCCCCACAAUCCGGGUCCUCAAUGGUGGAACUAUUGGUCCAAUAAUAUUUGGAUUGAUGGGACAUGCCUGUUGUUCAAUUGUAAGCCUCUUGGUGCCUUCCUUUGAGCUAUAAUUCCUUUGUAAAGCAAAUAGUUUACUGUAUUUAAAAAACUAUCUAGGCAUUAAAAGGUAUUGAACUCUUACAACACGAUAACUUGUUUUCCUUUCAUCUCGUCUUUGUGAAUGUUUUUUUUUUCAUACAUUUCUUCUGCAUGUAAGGCUACAAGCGUAACUUUCUUAACAGUUGAUCUUAUUUAACACCGUGGAACUAAAAAUUUCAUUUAACACAGUAGAGCUUGAUUAAAUAUGCUGGAAAAUUGUGUUUUCUGUAAAUCAAAAAAAGUUUUCCCAUUUUAAUUGGUUGAAAACUAGCCUUUUCCUCUUCUAUAUUUGGUAAGAAUGCUUAGGUUAGGGAGAGAAAUAUGACUAUAUUUGUUUGUAAAUCUCUAGUACUAAAAACAAAUUUGUAGACUGAUGCUCAGAAUCACCAGGUGCUGCCAUAUCCCGGUUCCUGAACUAUUAAUUUAUAUUUGACUCCAGCUGGUAGACUUCAUAUUUCAGAUAAAAAAAAUAGAUCCUGUAAAUUCAAACCCAUAAUUAUUUUUAUAUUGGUGAUUAUAAUUUCUCAAUUUGUUUUAGCACAGAAAAGAUAGGUUCGAGGAUUAAAGCUGGCAUGUCCAAACCAUGCAGCCCAAGCAAGCCAAAAGGUUGGACAUGCUUGGUUUUAUGUUUAUCUUCAUAGGUAAUAACAGCCAAAAUUAACAGGCUUCCAAUCUUUUAGCUGGAAUAAUACCAGAGCACUUCAGCUUUGCUUUCCAAAUGGACUGCUUAGCCCAUAAUCUCUAACUGGGCAUGAUGGAAGUUGUAAACUAUCCACACAGACUUAACUAUGAGGAAUAAGAUACCUAAGACUACUAAGCACAAAUAUUUCUAUAAUAACUAAUUGUAGCCAAAGGUAUUCUUAAAAAGCAUUUCACUUUUUAAAAAUUGGAUUUUCUUUUCUUGUGCUCGUUUUUCAUAACCAGUUUACUGAUCAUUGGGUGUAAAUGCUGGCUAAGAUUUUUACUGAUUAAAUGUACUUUGUUCUGAAAAAAGGGGAAUCAUUUUAAAAUGAAACUUAAUGUGUAAAGCAUUUGAAGUACAGUUGCCUUAGUGGGCUUCCUGAUUUUUACACAGCCAUCUCCAGGGGAAAUUUGCAUUUGUUACCUUUUUACCUUUGCAGGUAAAAGAAGAAAGAUCAUGGGCUAUAUACAAAUGCUCCCAAAAGUUUCCUGGAGACAGCCAAUGGUUAAAAAAAAAAAAAAGAAUUACAAGCAAAAGAUGUUUUGUUCUGAAUAGCAUGGGAUCUAUUGUGGUUAGACUGGAAUUUCCACUAAAUUAAUAAACAGUUAGGAUAUUUUACUAUAUUGCAAAUUUCUUAUGAUUUUUCUUUUUUCUUUUAGCCUAGAUUUGCAUACCAGCUUGAAGCUCUCACUUCAAGUAAAUAAAUGCUUUUUGGCAAAACAAUGUAAAUUUUUGCUCCUGGCUAGUUCAAAUUUUCCUGCAUCUAAGUAUUAACUUGUAUUUCUGCUUCCUAUAAAAAAAAAAGAAUAAAGCAAAUAAUAAUAAUAA
Molecule: messenger RNA, 4537 nt
Organism: Pantherophis guttatus
Lineage: Eukaryota; Metazoa; Chordata; Lepidosauria; Squamata; Colubridae
Gene: PRTFDC1
Product: phosphoribosyl transferase domain containing 1
Biological process (GO): purine ribonucleoside salvage
Cellular component (GO): cytosol
Molecular function (GO): hypoxanthine phosphoribosyltransferase activity
Source: RefSeq, a predicted model, not a curated record